UCUCUCUCUCUCUCUCUCUCUCUCUCUCUCUCUCUCUCAUACAAUAAACGCGUCAGUGGUUUUGAAGAAAGAGCCAAUUAAACGCUUUUGUAAUUUAGGAGCUCGUCGCCACCGUUUCGACAUUGAAAUUCAAAACAACCCGAUGGAUUCAUCACAGAAAAACAGAGAGAAGAAAAGAAAUGGUUGGACCAGAGAGGCCACAGUUCGUGCUCUUUGGAUCAUCAAUAGUUCAGUUCAGCUACAGCAAUGAAGGCUGGGGUGCUCUUCUUGCUCACAUCUAUGCUCGCAAGGCAGAUAUAAUAUUGCGAGGAUAUUCGGGUUGGAAUUCAAGGCGUGCGGUGCAGAUUCUUGACCAAGUUUUUCCAAAGGAUGCUGCCAAACAACCUUCCUUGGUAAUAGUCUAUUUUGGCGGUAACGAUUCUACCCAGCCUCCUGCAACUGGACUUGGUCCUCAUGUACCACUUUCUGAGUACAUUGAGAAUGUCAGGAAGAUUGCUAUACAUCUCAAGAGCCUUUCGGAGAAGACUCGCGUCAUCUUUCUCACCGCUCCUCCUGUCAGUGACGAACAAAUUCGUGCCCAUGUGGGUGAUCUAAUAGAUAUGGUUCGAACAAAUGAGUCCUGCCGGAUAUAUUCAGAAGCAUGUUUAGAGGUGUGCCGUGAGAUGAACCUGGAGGCAAUUGAUCUUUGGACUGCAACGCAGCAAAUUGAUAAUUGGGAAACUGUUUGCUUUACGGAUGGAGUCCAUUUUGCACCGGAGGGGAGCAAGAUAGUCGUCAAGGAGAUUCUAAAAGUCAUCAAAGAGGCCAACUGGGAACCAAGUCUUCAUUGGAGGGCAAUGCCUACUGAAUUUUCCGAGGAUUCGCCGUAUGAUCCGGUCAGUCCUGAGGGAAAGACCGUAAAUGUCUCUGAGCUUGAUUUGCUCGGAAGUUUUCCGUGGGAAUAGAACCCAACAAUCACUAUUUAUUUUUUCCCUUUACUGGGAGGUGCGUCAUCUUGAUGUUUAACCGUAUCAUUCUGGAUAUUUUCAUCACCACAUACUAAAACAUAAACAUAGCUUUCAGAUCA
This is a messenger RNA of Populus nigra (black poplar), 1066 nucleotides long. Its product is annotated as GDSL esterase/lipase WDL1-like. The transcript is spliced from 7 exons. The coding region runs from base 180 to 944 and encodes 254 amino acids. The record is from RefSeq and is a predicted model, not a curated record. NCBI's taxonomy places the organism in Eukaryota, Viridiplantae, Streptophyta, Magnoliopsida, Malpighiales, Salicaceae.